This is a messenger RNA of Sitodiplosis mosellana (orange wheat blossom midge), 1044 nucleotides long. RefSeq names its product phosphoglycerate mutase 2. Gene Ontology annotation, biological process: glycolytic process. The coding region runs from base 124 to 891 and encodes 255 amino acids. The transcript is spliced from 2 exons. Lineage: Eukaryota; Metazoa; Arthropoda; Insecta; Diptera; Cecidomyiidae. The record is from RefSeq and is a predicted model, not a curated record. Gene Ontology annotation, molecular function: intramolecular phosphotransferase activity.
GUAUGAAGGUCAGUCGAAUAGCUCGCAGUCUGUGUGAAGCCGUCAGUCAGUGUUGUGCUCGCAAUUUGCAUUUUUGCUCACGUUGAUUUUGUAAAAUCCGCAAAAAUAAAACGAAUAUUUAGAAUGGCUGGAAAAUAUAAGAUUGUGAUGGUUCGUCACGGCGAAUCGGAAUGGAACCAAAAGAAUUUGUUCUGCGGCUGGUUCGAUGCCAACUUGAGCGACAAAGGCAAAGAAGAAGCAUUGGCCGCUGGCAAAGCCAUCAAAGAGGCUGGUUUGAAAUUCGAUGUGGCCCAUACAUCGUUGUUGACCCGUGCCCAAAACACGUUGGCCUCAAUUUUGGAGCAAUCCGGCCAAACGGGAAUCCCAAUCAGCAAAACUUGGCGCUUGAACGAACGUCACUACGGUGGUUUGACCGGAUUGAACAAAUCCGAGACGGCCGCAAAAUACGGUGAAGAACAAGUGCAAAUUUGGCGCCGUAGUUUUGACAUUCCACCACCACCAAUGGAAGCCGAUCAUCCAUACAAUGAUGCCAUCACCAAGGAUCCACGUUACGCUGGUGAUCCAAAACCAGAAGAAUUCCCCAAAUUCGAAUCACUCAAAUUGACCAUUGCUCGUACACUUCCAUACUGGAACGAUGUCAUCGUACCACAAUUGAAAGACGGCAAGAAAAUCAUUAUCGCUGCUCACGGUAACAGCUUGCGCGGUAUCGUCAAGCAUUUGGACAAUUUGUCCGAUGAAGCUAUUAUGGGAUUGAAUCUACCAACUGGCAUUCCAUUCGUCUACGAAUUGGACGAAAACUUAAAGCCCGUUGUGUCAAUGCAAUUCUUAGGCGACGAAGAAACCGUUCGCAAAGCCAUCGAAAGCGUUGCUGCUCAAGGCAAAGCCAAGUAGAGCAACAAAUCUAAUCAACAACAUCCAAUUUGGUUCAUUAUCAAAUUGCCGCUUCAAGCAACCCAAAACAAAAAAAAUGUUACAUUAUUUAUCAUUCUGUAAGAAUAAGAGUAUUUAUCAAUAAAAAAAUGUGUCAUUUAUUCACAACCAAAA